This is a messenger RNA of Rhagoletis pomonella (apple maggot), 1101 nucleotides long. RefSeq lists its product as uncharacterized. Gene Ontology annotation, biological process: DNA replication, removal of RNA primer. Gene Ontology annotation, molecular function: RNA-DNA hybrid ribonuclease activity; nucleic acid binding. Bases 385 to 855 code for a protein of 156 amino acids. The record is from RefSeq and is a predicted model, not a curated record. The transcript has 3 exons. Lineage: Eukaryota; Metazoa; Arthropoda; Insecta; Diptera; Tephritidae.
GUGUGACGUCACACAAAAGUUAUUCUCAAAAAUCCUCUCUGAUGGGCGCAAUCUUGUAUUCUAUCAUUCUUGAGAUAGCUAUACAUAAACUCUGGAAAUCCAUUUUAAUUAACGACAACACCUUACUACCUAAUUUGGCAGUAAAACUAAAAAAAAUAAAAAAGAGCCCCUAGAAUUCCAUCUACUCUUAACAAAAUAAUAACAACAGCAAACGCAUUAGGCAUUCCAAUCAACUAUGAGAUUAGCAAGCACUUCAUAUUUCCUCCUUGGCAACUUCAACCUACUUCAAUUAACUACUCCUUACACCGAUGGGCUACUGAUAUUCAUACACAGGAAUUCUUAACCUGAAACAACAAAUACCUUCCUUCAGAUUUAUUUAUACAGAUGGAAGUAAACAGGGUGACAUGCUCGAACUACGCGGCGGAAACAAUAGCCAUUCAUGAGGCCAUUAUAUUUGCCAGUCACACCCACGGAAAAUUUGCCAUAUGUACGGACUCGCUUUCGUCGUUAAAAUCAAUAUCUAAUUUAACUAAUGACAACUUCUACACCAACUCCAUAAGAAACUUACUUAUAAAAAAUAAUAACAAAAUUAAACUUAUCUGGGUACCUGGCCACACAAAAAUAACAGGCAACGAGAUAGCCGACACAGUAGCAAAAUCCGCACAUAAUCUACCACUUAUAACUACGCCUAACAUACUAUAUCCCGAUAUACUAAGACACAUAAAAGAUAUAUUCAACAGACGACACCAAGAGUUAUACGAUAGAACAACUAACUGGCAUAACCAGAAAAGACUUUGUAAAGAUUACAAGACUCAGACUGGGUCACACGAGGAUGUCCCACGAACAUAUAAUUAGUAAAGAAAGUAGCAACUGUAAAUACUGUAACGCAUCCAACUCAACAGUAGAGCAUAUUUUAGACUACUGCAUUCAUUUCAGAAGACACAGGAGUUCUCUUAAUAAUACUAAGCCUUCAACCCUACUAACUGAUCUAACAAUUGUAAACAUAAAUAAAAUAUUAUACUAUCUAAAGUAUUGUAAUAUAUAUAAUGAUAUAUAAAGUUAAAAUAAUUAGCAUAAGUUACUGAUGUCAGUAAGCUUAAG